Messenger RNA from Magallana angulata, 3299 nucleotides. RefSeq names its product katanin p60 ATPase-containing subunit A-like 2. Lineage: Eukaryota; Metazoa; Mollusca; Bivalvia; Ostreida; Ostreidae. Bases 90 to 1928 code for a protein of 612 amino acids. The transcript has 20 exons. Gene Ontology annotation, molecular function: protein binding; ATP hydrolysis activity; ATP binding. The record is from RefSeq and is a predicted model, not a curated record.
UACGACGAUACUUCAGCGUUACUAGACGUCAGCCAUGUUUGUAUUUCUUCACGACGAAAAGUUGGAAAAAUGUCAGAAGGAAAUGUGUAAUGAAUCCGAUGUCUGAGUUAAGCUAUCAGGCUAUCCGCACGGCUAACCAAGCCAGAGAGGCGGAUGAGCUGAGAACUGAUACAAGAAAGAAAAACUUAUUAAUUCUUGUUUUGAAUUAUAUGCACGAAGAAGGGUAUGUGGAUUCAGCUCAAAGUUUAGCAAGGGAAACCAACAUUGACCUCAGUAAAUAUGAAGUCUGUGACAACAUUGACUUGGAGACCAUUCUUAUGGAAUAUGAGUCGUACUACUAUGUCAAAUUCUCUAAGUAUCCCAAAAUCACCAAAAAGUUAGGACCACAAAGUGCUGGAGACAGAAGGGGCGGGUCUCACAAGGUCGCAACAAGGACAAACAGUUUAACACGGCGAGUGAAGUCGGGCUCUCAGUCUGCCCAUCAACUUAACGGCAAAAACUCAGCUUCCACAACUCCAUCUCUACCCAGAAUUCCACAGAAUGGUCGAGCCAGUCCCCCUCCCCCAGUGUCCGGGGGGAGACCAAAGUCAGGGGUACAGCCUGGGGGAAGGCAAGCACGGGCCACCCAGUCAUCAACACGAAGGCCAAACGGACUACCAGAAAAGAACGAGAAAAUGCUGUGCCGGGUGGUAGUGUCUGAUAACGAAAUAAAGUUUAAGGGCAAUAAAUUCAAGAGUUAUAGGGACAUGAUGAAAAUGAAUGGAGUGACUAAUGGUAGUGACCCAGGGCUAGCACUACAAGGACUGACUGUCCAGGGCAGCAAUAACAACAACAACCCAGAUAACCGACCAGUAGAGGACCCCGCCCAGAGGAGGGGCAAGCCUGGACAGAUCAUUGACAUCAGAUCAAUGAUCAAUGAAGCCACAAAGUUAAACGCAGAAGAAGGAAUGGAUGGUCAGGAUCGUCUUCUAAAGCCGCUUGGUGGAUAUGUAGGCUACAACAGUGAAUGGAGAGAAUUAGCUCAAGUCAUUAGUAGGGAUAUUUACUCUGAAAACCCCAAUGUAAAAUGGGAUGAUAUAAUUGGCUUGGAAGAAGCCAAGAGACUCUCCAAAGAGGCAGUUGUUUACCCAAUAAAGUAUCCUCAACUAUUUAAAGGAAUCCUUUCACCUUGGAAGGGCCUUUUAUUGUAUGGUCCCCCAGGUACAGGGAAAACCCUCUUAGCGAAAGCAAUAGCCACAGAAUGCCAAACAACAUUUUUCAAUAUAUCAGCCUCAAGUAUAGUCAGUAAAUGGAGAGGUGACUCCGAAAAACUAGUCAGGGUGCUAUUUGAAAUGGCUAGGUUCUAUGCUCCUUCCACGAUUUUUUUGGAUGAGUUGGAGGCUAUAAUGAGUCAAAGAGGAUCCCAAGGGGGCAGUGGGGAGCAUGAAGGAAGUAGGAGAAUGAAAACGGAACUUUUGGUGCAAAUGGAUGGUCUAUCCAAAACUGAUGACUUAGUCUUUCUCUUAGCAGCUUCCAAUUUACCAUGGGAAUUGGAUCAAGCAAUGCUUCGUCGAUUAGAGAAGAGGAUUAUUGUAGAUCUGCCCACUUAUGAGGCCAGGAAAGCUAUGUUCAAACAUCAUCUUCCCACUGUUGUUGUACCUAAAGAAGGGGGGCUGGAACUACUGAGCAAUCUCGAUUAUGAUCUCCUAGCUACAAAAACAGAGGGGUAUUCUGGUUCCGACCUUAGACUGGUCUGUAAAGAAGCAGCCAUGAGGCCUGUCAGAAAAAUCUUUGAUGCCUUGGAGAAAAAUGAUCAUGGUGACCUUCAUAUCCGCCUUGAUACUAUCACCACAUCCGAUGUGAUGAAAGCCAUCGACAGAACCAAACCCUCGGCAGGCAGAAUGAAAGAGCGAUACGCAGCAUGGCAGAGGGAGUACGAGUCAGUAUGAGCAGCAUACAGUGCGUGCUGUCCAUGCAAGCCUGUCCCCUACCAAGUCAGGGGGCCUCUGUCACACAUAGUAGUGGAGGGAACAAAGUGGAUUUGUUUCAGUCCGUCCUGAAAACAUACUCUGUUCUCCAUCUUCAGCUAGAGGACAAUGUUCAUAAUAACAUCAUCUUAUUGAUGUGAUAUUCUCUGUGAUAGCCAUGACACAACAUCUAUUUUUUGUUCUUAUCACCUUUGUCUUAAUGUUCUUUUGCACAUCUGAUAAACUUGGAAAAUCCAUUGUUAAAUUGAUAGUAUGUUUAAUUAGAAAGAUGUUUGUAUUCCCUCAACUUUCUAGUCAUUUUUACUUGUGAAUUCAAAUAGCAUCAAAAGUACCUGUAAUGUACUUGCUGUAGAAAUAUUCAAGGUAAAAUGUACAUGCAUGUAAAAUGAUGUUUACUAUCUUAAAACCUUGACAUUUGACAGAAUAGUGCACAGAGCAAAAAAUUCAAUUACCUCAAAUUAUUGAAUUUUACUUUUUCAGUUCUUUACAAAUCUUCAAGUCAUUUCAUUGAAUUGAAAGAAAAAAGUGCUUAAUUUAUCAUGUUUUGUCUUUUGUGACUGUGUAACAUGUUUAUUUGAGGUGUUUUGAGUGUACCAAGUGCUGUGUCAAAUACUUAUUGUAGUACAUAUCAAUUAGCAUUCAACAGUAUUAUAGUUUAAUAGUCUACUUGCCUUACCAUAGGUAAACAUAUGUGUGCCGUUUACCUAAUUAUCAUGGGGAUGGGUUGUUUAGUAUUUAAAAAUCUUAUGUAUAGUAUGCGAUAUUGUAUAUGUAUUUUAGACAUCUGUUUUUAAACCCUUCGUGAUUCAUACAGGAAAAAUCAUCUGUCAACUAGAAGUUUUGUUAAAUUAGUUAUUGCAGGUCCUUAACAUAUUUUUGUCCGAGAGGUAUGAACAUGUACCAACAUAUUUUAACUGCAAAAAAUGUUCUCGGUGACAGAGACUAAAUAUUUUAUAUCAAUUUUGUUUUCAGAUUGAUUUGUGCAAUGUGGAACUGUGAUUCUAAACACAGAACAGAGGAUUAAAUGUUUCUUCUGGCUGUGUGACACUAUGCAUACAGUAAUGUGCACUUUCACAGAGUUCAAUAUAUUAAUGUACUUUUGUUGUCAAAUAGGCCAGCUGUGAUUUGCUUGCUGUGUUAGUUACCUUGGUAACUGUGAUAGGCGAGUCACAAGAAACAACUUACUGAUAUUUUAUUUAUUUAUUUGCAUAGAGUUGGUGAACCGUCCAUAAUUGUGUAAUAUACUACACACAGUAUUGUAAUUUAAGGAGUUUGAAUAAACAAGAUACAUAUAUGUAAUUUAUUUAUACAAUAAAAUUAUUUUUUUCUGAU